AGGCGAUGUUUGUUAUCAUAUCUGUUUUUGUUGUGAAGAGCAAGGCGAGGAUCAUCGUUACUCGGAUGGACCUAUGGUGAACAUUAUAGGGAGGUAGAAUGUAAAACACGAUGGCUGAUUUUGAAAUGUAUCAGGAGUAUCAGCGUAUAGAAGAAUAUGAUGAAGACUCACCCCCAGGAGAGGAAGACUUACUCGUUCAUGUGCCAGAGGGCAGAGGAGACCCAUGGCAUCAUAUAAAGAACCUUGACAAUUUCUUCACAAGAAUCUAUCAUUUCCAUCAGAAGAAUGGAUUUGCCUGCAUGGUUUUGUCAGAGUUUUUUGAACUUGUGCAGUUCCUGUUUGUGGUUAUGUUUACAACUUUCCUUUUCAAUUGUGUGGAAUAUGAUGUUCUCUUUGCCAACCGAGCAGUCAACCACACGGGCCAGAGCCAUAAGGUCACCAUUCCUGAUGCUAUUUUACCCAACGAGCAGUGCAUUGAGAGGAUUGAAGGCAACAGCUGUAUCAUCUUUCUCUUGAUAAUGGCAGCCAUUUUUUGGGUCUAUCGGCUCGUGAAGGUGAUCUGUAAUGUCCUCAGCUACUGGGAGAUCCGGCAGUUUUAUAUUAAAGCACUCAAAAUACGGAUGGACGAUUUGUGCAACUUCUCCUGGCAAGAAGUUCAAGUCCGUUUGAUUCACUUGCAGCGUGAGCAGCCUAUGUGCGUCCAGAAGAGGGAACUCUCUGAACUGGACAUCUACCACCGCAUCCUACGCUUUAAAAACUACACUGUGGCCAUGAUCAAUAAAUCACUGCUGCCUGUCAGACUGCGUGUGCCAUUCUUCGGUGACAUGAUUUUCCUCACCCAGGGCCUAAAGUACAACUUUGAACUUCUUCUUUUUUGGGGCCCCCUCUCGCUUUUUCAGAACAAAUGGAGUCUGCAUCCCAAGUACAAACGGGCUGCGAACCGCCAGGAGCUUGCGAAACAGCUCAGUCGUGUAAUACUGCUAACUGGCAUGGUCAAUCUUCUACUUUGCCCAUUCGUGGUGGUGUGGCAGGUGUUGUAUGCAUUUUUUAGCUAUGCCGAAGUCAUCAAACGGGAGCCGGGUAGCUUGGGGGCACGGCGUUGGUCACUGUACGGCCGUCUAUACCUGCGACAUUUUAACGAGCUGGAUCAUGAGUUGCACGGCAGGCUGGGUCGCGGAUACAAGCCGGCCGCUACAUACAUGAACGCCUUUGUUUCUCCCCUGUUGUCGGUGCUGGCGAAGAACGUGGCUUUCUUUUCUGGCUCAGUGCUGGCUGUGCUGAUUGCGUUGACAGUGUACGAUGAGGACGUAUUGACGGUGCAACACAUCCUGACGGCCAUUACAGUGCUGGGUGUGGUCAUCACGGUCACCAGAUCAUUUAUUCCAGAUGAACAUAUGGUGUGGUGUCCUGAACAGCUGCUACAAUGUGUCCUGGCCCAUAUUCACUACAUGCCAGAUCACUGGAAGGGAAACGCCAACAAGAGCGAGACCCGUGAUGAAGUGGCACAGCUUUUCCAGUACAAAGCGGUCUUUAUUUUGGAGGAGCUCCUCAGCCCCAUAAUUACCCCGUUCAUCCUCAUCUUCCCCCUGCGGAGCAAGUCUCUAGAAAUCAUCGACUUCUUCCGUAACUUCACAGUAGACGUGGCAGGAGUGGGCGACAUAUGUUCGUUUGCUCAAAUGGACAUCAGACGCCAUGGCAACCCACAGUGGAUGUCUGAGGGUCAGACGGAAGCUUCGGUGUACCAACAGGCUGAGAACGGCAAGACAGAGCUGUCUCUCAUGCAUUUCACCAUCAAAAACCCUCACUGGCAGCCACCGCAGGAGAGCUCCGUGUUCAUCAGUCACCUGAAGGAGAAGGUUCAACAGGAUGCUCAGACAGGACCAUCUCCUCAGCUGCUGAUGUCUGAAGCUCCUCUUUGUACCUCAUUGCUGUCUAAUGAGUCUGCCACUGGUCCUGAUAACCUGUUAGCCAGCGUGUUGGCUCACCCCAUACUAACUGCGUCCGGACUGCCCGGAUGGAAUCGCCGUUUUACAACGCAGAACAGCGCAGCCUCUGCAGCGGCCAGCGUCCUGGUGUCCCUCUCUUCCUCCCAGCAGCCCCACAAUGGGCGUUCUCGUUCACACACUCUCCUUCCCUCCAGACAGCAUUAUGAUGUUUCCAUGUACUGCAGUGAGCACACUGUGGGAGACAGCAUGUCUGCAAGUGACUCUAAGAUGCUCAGCCAGUCUAAAUCAGCCCUAGCAUCAGAGUUUGCAUCCACUGAGAUGAGCCUGCAUGCUAUAUACAUGCAUGAGUUGCAUCAGCAGAAGACCCAGCAUACAUCUGGACUACUUCAGGCCCCUGUACCAAUGAGGGAUUUAAGUACUAACAGUGGUCCUCAGAUACAGUCUUCACAGACAGUCAGUCUUGUGCCACCUACUUCUGGUCGUUUGGGUGGCUGGGCUGAAGAGGAGGAAGAGGAGGGUGAUGAAGAGGAGGUAAACACUAGCCCUGUGCCAGAUCAGACCAGCAGAGGGAGCAGCUGAAGUGCCUUCGACCAGUAUGUCUUUGCAUUCGUGUGUGGGAGGAAUGGCGUGGCCUUACUUUGGUUAGAAUCCUUUUGAUAAAGCAUGUUGGACAUCACACUAAGCAUGCAGUUCAUGGAGCAGAUCAGUUCUCGGGACACACUGUCUUCCAGUCCAGAACUGUGGCGUGAUGGACUGCAAGAGUGUCUGCCACCUCCUCUCCCUCUUUACAUGUCAAAUAUAAAUUCAAGACUGUUGUGUGUGUUGGAGUGUAUGUUAGUUCCAGACCAGGCUGUAGAUUUGUGUUCGUGUAUGGCACAAGAUGACAUCACUGAUGCUGAAAGCACCGAGCAAGUGUCGAGUCGGGACGUGUACAUGGCACUUGCUUUACACAGUAUUUUAUUCCCAUUUCAUUUUCUCUCAUGCAGUGUUUGUUUCAUAUGGCUAAGAGCAAGUUCAAUUUUGCGCUUCUGUGAUUCAAUAGACAGGAGUGUUUUAUGGGCAGUAUUUGUUUUGAAGCUCUGCCUUGGUUUGGGGCGAUAAAGACGUAUCCAGUCGUUGUAAUAUUGUCAGUUUCAGUUUUGCUUUCGAGCUCCAGCGAACACAGAAAUAUAUCAGUAAAUGAAUGUAAAAUGAUGACAAUGACCUCAUUAGAAAAAUAAAAUUUUAAAUUACCAGUUUCUCCUGAAGAGAUAUAAUAUAUAAAAUGUAUGCAAAAUUUUGCCUAAGCACAAAUUUGAUUUAUGGAGCAAAAUGAAUUUGCAUUUGCAAAGGUUUUGACAAAUCUUAACUUAUUAACCUCAAAUAAAAAUGUUAUUCAAAUUUAAAAAGAUAGUAUAUCUGAUUCCAAGAGAACACACUAAAGUUCUACAAAGCAGGUCUGUUAUGAAAGUAUUUAAACUAUACCGGCAAAUAUGUCAACUUUGUGUUACAUUUGCUUAAAAAUAGUUGAAAACAUCCAUCUUUUUGCUUGGAAACAGUUCAACUGUACCAUUCUUAGACCAAUUUUAAGACUGAUCUAACAAUCAUAUCACUGCAUACAUCUAUAAAGAAAGAUUAUUUAACUUUAAAGCUAAAACAUGUUUUGAGUUAAUGUGGAAAAAAACAAUUAUUAGUAAAUUUGUGUUUUAAAAAUCUCUUCCUAAUCAAACUGUGACAAAAAGUUGCAUUGCAAAAUUCAGACACAUCAAAAUAUUAUUUUUAGAUGAUAUGUGUUUCCAACUUAUUCAGCUACUGCCAACUAUGAAUUGCAGAUGCACAAUAUUAAACCACUUAACCAGUUAAAAUAGUGAUUUUUGAAAACUAUUCAAGUUUAAAGUUUCUUGCUUUCAUGGCUGCCUAUAAAAGCAUCUCUGAAUGAAGGUAUUAAUUGUAUCGUGUUGGGUUUUUAAGGUUGGUCAUGGAUGUUUUAUACUGUGUUCCCAGCCAUUAACAGUCUCUGAACAAGUCUAACAUGAUCUUUCAGUCUGUAUCCCAGAAGUGAUCAGUUAUGCAGUUUAACAUCUUGUGUCCAAGUCCAGACCCAAAACUGUAGGGGAAAGUAUUUGUGUGGUGCUUGCUGUAAUACCAAGAGUUAAAUCUGUUUUUCAACUAGAAUCUGGUGUUGCAGAACAAAAUAAUAUUUGUAGAGUUCAUUAAUCAUUUCUUUCUAAAAGUCUAUACAGGUUAGCCUGUCUAAUAUAUCAUGAUCAAGACAGCCAAAGGGCUUUUUGUCAGUUUACACAAGGUAUAUGAUUUACUGACUUUGCAGAGUCCUCCAUAUGCUCACUAUGUUCAGUGUGUUCAUGCAGAACUUCCUGUGGCCAGAGCGUGUUCAGGAAUCGCCUACUUGAAAUAAUGCACAGUAAACGGACAUCUUAGAGCAAACAGCUUGAAGUGUCAUCUAUGUCAAUCAUAUGUUUUGUUAAGAUAUAAAUAAGAUAAUGAGGGUAACAGCAACAAUUUCAUACCCAGACCGAUAUACCUCCGAAUGUACCUUAAAACAGUAUAUGCACACUUACAGUAUUUAUUUGUGUGGCUGUGAGGUUGUUUUACAGGAGGGUAUGGAAUGAACAAGAUCACAUUUUGCAAUGUUAUGACCUUAAAGGGGUUUUCCACACAAUGUAAACAAAGAUAAAGAUUUAAGUGCUAAAGUGAAACAUGUUGUUUUACAGCGGUUAUGUUAAUAUUCUCGUAAACAGUCUGGGGUUGGACUGUGCCGGGUGCUCAUAUGUAUGUAUAUAUAUAU
Xyrauchen texanus (razorback sucker) is the source of this 4731-nucleotide messenger RNA. Its product is annotated as autophagy-related protein 9A-like. NCBI's taxonomy places the organism in Eukaryota, Metazoa, Chordata, Actinopteri, Cypriniformes, Catostomidae. The transcript has 15 exons. Gene Ontology annotation, biological process: autophagy of mitochondrion; protein localization to phagophore assembly site. The record is from RefSeq and is a predicted model, not a curated record. Gene Ontology annotation, cellular component: phagophore assembly site; autophagosome. Bases 111 to 2525 code for a protein of 804 amino acids.